AUGAAUGAAUGUCACCAACUAUACCCAUUACAAGGAACAACUCAAAAUGUUGGAAGGUUAUCUUCUUCACUAAAAGCAACAACAACAGUCUUAUCAUCAUCAUCAUCAUCAUCAUCAUCAAGUACAAAGAGAUGUUAUAUUUCUUCUUCUUCUUCUUCUUCUUCUUCAUCCUCAACAAAACAUAAAUAUACGAGUGGACCAGACAAUUAUAGUUAUGAUCAUGACUUUAAGAAUGCAAUGGAUAAUAAUGAACAGUUUUGGAAUGAGAAUGCAUCAAAUUAUGUACAUUGGGAUAAAAAGUAUGACAAAACAUUGGGAGGAACACCAGAGUAUCCCAAAUGGUUUGAAGGUGGUUUACUCAACGCUGCUUACAAUGCAUUGGAUGUACAUGUUAAAAACCCUAAAAUAAAGAACAAAGUUGCUCUAGUUCAUGAAACUCCUUCAGUUGGAAUAGUUCAUAAAUUAACAUACGAACAAUUAUAUGAUGAAGUAUGUUUAUUUUCAACUGCAUUAAUCAAUCUUGGCAUUCAAAAAGGAGAUCAUGUUAUUAUUUACAUGCCGAUGAUUAAUGCAUCGGUAGUUGCAAUGUUGGCUUGUGCACGUAUUGGAGCUACUCAUAGUGUUGUUUUUGGUGGAUUUGCAUCACCUCAGUUGGCCAACCGUAUCGAUCAUCUCCAACCAAAACUAAUCAUCUCUGCCAACUUUGGUGUAGAAGGCAAGAAAUUCAAUCAUUAUACACUGCUCUUGCAAAAGGCAUUAGAGUUGGCACAACACAAACCAGCACACACCAUUGUAUACACUAGAAAGGAUAUAGUGCCCGAUGUACCAUCACCCAAGAUUCAAGGUGCACUCGAUUGGCAUGAAAUCACAAAAGCAGUCCAACAUUUAUCACGUGACUAUGCAAAGGUUGACAGCCAACAUCCUCUCUUUAUUCUCUAUACCUCUGGUACAACUGGAUCACCAAAGGGGUUGGUUAGAGAGACUGGAGGUUACGUGGCGGCAGUCAACUAUGCCAUGCGACACACAUACGACAUGAAAGCUGGUGAAGACACCUUUUUUGCAGCCAGUGACAUUGGUUGGAUUGUUGGCCAUACUGGUACGGUCUAUGGAUCGCUUUGUUGUGGUCUAACAAGCAUUGUUUUUGAAGGUAAACCAAUCAUCCCAGAUGCGGGUGUUGUUUGGAAUCUUAUUGAAAAACAUCGUGUCAAUGCCAUGUUUACUGCUCCAACUGCUGUUCGUGCCAUUCAUGCAGCCGAUCCAGAUGGAAAAUUAAUCAAAAAGCAUGAUCUAUCCUCACUGCGUUCCAUUUGGCUUGGUGGUGAAAAAUUAGAUUCUGCUACUUAUUCUUUCUUGACUGAUUCAACUAAAACACCUGUUUAUGAUAAUUAUUGGAAUACAGAAUCUGGAUGGCCAAUGAUAACAAAUCCAUGUGGAAAAAAGAAGAUUGUACCAGGUGUAACUGGUAUACCAGUUCCAGGAUACAACUUUCAUAUAUUGGAUGAAAAUGGACAAAGAAUUAUAAAACCAGAUACAACAGGUGAACUUGCCAUCAAGUUACCAAUUCCACCAGGAUUUUCACCAACUCUUUUCAAGAAUCAUGAUGGUUAUGUAAAUACUUAUUUAAGAAGAUACAAGGGAUACAUGAGAAGUGGUGAUUCUGCUUUUAUUACAAAGGAUGGAUACUAUAACAUUGUCUCUCGUGUCGAUGAUGUCAUCAAUGUCUCUGGUCACAGACUUUCUACAGGUUCAAUCGAAGAGGUACUCUCUUCACAUCCAGCAGUUGUUGAAUCUGCUGUUAUUGGUGUCCAUGAUGAUAUCAAAGGAGAGGUACCAUUUGGUUUGAUUGUUGUCAAACCAAACUAUAGCCAAGCUCAUCACCACGAACAAAUUGAAAAGGAUAUGAUCAAGGCUGUCCGUGAAAAGAUUGGCCCAGUGGCAACAUUUAAACAAGUAUUGGUUGUAAAGAGACUGCCAAAGACUAGAUCAGGAAAAAUCCUAAGAGCCAUCCUUAGAAAAAUUUAUCAUGGUGAACCAUUCCCAAUGCCACCAACAAUUGAAGAUCCAGAAGUAUUAAAUGAAAUUGAAUUAAACUUUAAACAAUAUCAUCAAUCUCAUCCAAAUAAUAAUAAUAAUAAUAAUAAUUAA
Cavenderia fasciculata is the source of this 2145-nucleotide messenger RNA. It is a transcript of the gene aslB, whose product is annotated as putative acyl-CoA synthetase. Lineage: Eukaryota; Evosea; Eumycetozoa; Acytosteliales; Cavenderiaceae. Bases 1 to 2145 code for a protein of 714 amino acids. The transcript is spliced from 5 exons. The record is from RefSeq and is a predicted model, not a curated record.